AUGAGCGAGCAUGAUCUGUCCGCACUGGAUGGUCUUCUAGAUGAGCUGGACAUCGACGAGAAGGGAGACCAAGAUCCCCGCGCAGCCAAGCUCAAAGCCCUGUUCGAGAAGGCGAAAGCCGAAUAUACGGCCAAGAUCGACGUUCCGACAUGGUACAUUUCACCCAGCACAUGCAGUGCUACUUUCCAGAUCAGCAACUUUGUGGUGCCAAGUCCACUGCAACUUGUUUGCGAGCGCAAAGCGAACCGAACCGGAUCGACGAAUCAAGAAUGGACUGUCAAUUACCUUUACAGCCAGGGUCAUUUCGAAACAUGCCUGUCUUAUGUGGCUUCAUUUGCGGUCUCGAUGGGGGUGGAGUUCGAAUUCCAGACAGAUGACAGUGUUAUAAGUGAAUACGAUAGCUCGCAACUCGCUCUACGUCGGACCAAGCAGGAACGCGAGUUGAGCAAGAACUGGGGUAUCAUCAAGGAUGUGAUUGAUGCAGGUAUUCGUUCGCUCCUCACCUUGUUGCGACCUGCGACUACUUCAAAAUGGAUCAAAGCAUGGGUACCUCAAGCACCACGUGCAGCCACGGACAAGUAUGAAUGGGGGGAAACCAGUCUGCAGACGCUAGCCAGUGGGUUUCUCGCGUUUUGCAUGCGUGAGAUCCGCAUAGGAGCAGGCGAUACGCGAUCUGGCUAUUCCGAUAUGGUCAUCUGUCCGACCGAGGGCAGUAUUGAGGCCUUAGUCGAUAUGGACAAAGUUCGACUGCAGAACUGGACCGUUGCGCAUGGUUUGGCUCUCACAGCUGGGGAUCUAGCUCUGCAAUUGGGCCUCUAUCGUACAGCGAUUGAAGCACACACGCUCUUUCUCGCCGCGCGUGGACAGAUGUGGCGUGUGUUGCUAGCUCUUGCCAACGAACUUGCGUGCUACUUUGAUAUGCUUGGUCAGCAAAAACGAGCUGAUUUGGAGUCCCGAGAGGCACUCAAGAUUGUUGCCAAGGCAGCGGUCGUCGCAGCAAUACAGGCCACUCCUCGCUCAAAGAGGUUGCAAGUCGCUGACUUGGUGGUUGUGCAACACCGUGUCAUACCGGCCACUUGGGUCGACCAAGUGCUUGAUCCAAGCUAUACAGAUUGGGACGUGUUCGAUGACGAAGACGAUCUUCUCUUUGGCGGUCUUCUGCAAACCCUUGAUCCACAAACCGAUGAAAGCCGGUCGAUCCUGCCCGAAGAGAUCGGCAUUGCACUGGUCAAGGUGGUUUUCGCGAAAAAGAGUGGCCUUUUCGCGCUUCACUCAAAAUUCCCAGCUUACAUGCGCGAGUACCGUCAGCGUCUCGACAAUCAUGCGCUUAACGGUGACAAUGACACAUGGCAAGCUGAUGCUCUUGAGGCUAUCGAUGAGGACGAUACUGCGGAUCACGGCCCUCGAAGCGUUCGGACCCUCUAG
Messenger RNA from Mycosarcoma maydis (corn smut), 1425 nucleotides. RefSeq lists its product as uncharacterized. The coding region runs from base 1 to 1425 and encodes 474 amino acids. The transcript has a single exon. NCBI's taxonomy places the organism in Eukaryota, Fungi, Basidiomycota, Ustilaginomycetes, Ustilaginales. The record is from RefSeq and is a predicted model, not a curated record.